AUGGCACAUGAAGGGAAGUUGCUGCCAGCACUUUGCCCAGACUACACACAUAGCCUUUCAGCCGUUGAUAAGUGUAGGCUCUGUCAGCACCAGUGUAUCUUCAACAAGCUCAACAACUCUGUAUCCUGUCUGUGUCACGAUGGGUUCAAGGUCGACCCAAUUGACGAGCUCAAAUGUUCAGAAUGUGAGAAUGGAACAUUUGGAAACAACUGCUCCCAAAAUUGUAGCUGUGUUACACCAAACACUGAGUACUGUAAUAAAGUUAAUGGCUCUUGUGUAUGUAAACAAGGAUGGACUGGAGACAGAUGUCAAACUGAUGUUGAUGAAUGUGGAGGCAAACUGAUUGAUUGUCCUGAACAUUCUAAUUGUAUCAACACAAAUGGAUCCUAUGAUUGUGACUGUAUUGAUGGUUAUAAAAAGACUAUUAUAAAUAAAACACAAUGCAUAGAAUGUGAGAAUGGAACAUUUGGACACAACUGCUCCCAAAAUUGUAACUGUUUUACAUCAAACACUGCCUACUGUAACAAAGUUAAUGGCUCUUGUGUAUGUAAACAAGGAUGGACUGGAGACACAUGUCAACUAGAUAUAAACGAAUGCACUGUCAAUAAUAUUUGUCAGUUUAAAGACAAUUGCUCUAACUUUGCCGGAGGGUAUAAUUGCAGUUGUCCCAUGGGCUUUUAUUUGCUUCUAGAUGGACACACAUGCCAUGAGUGUGAACAUUUCAAAUAUGGCAGAGAUUGUGAAGAAACAUGUAGCUGUAUAAGGCCAUAUUCCCUGGGCUGUAAUCCCGUUGAUGGGGCAUGUGAUUGUGUUGCUGGAAGACAGGGAGACAACUGUGCUGAUGAUAUUAACGAAUGCGAAAACUCUAGUUUGUGUAUGCAAGAAUUAAAUUUUGAUUGUGUAAAUACUAUUGGAUCAUACAGGUGCAUUUGUAAGCCAGGUUUCUAUCUAAAGAACAUAUUUCAGCAAGAAGUUUGUAAAGAGUGCCUUGAAAACUUCUAUGGAGAAAAUUGUACAAAAGCCUGCACGUGUGCGUCAAAUGCUGUGUGUGAUAAAGCCGAUGGUUCAUGUUUCUGUGGUGCUGGUUGGAGGGGAGAGAAUUGUGACGUUGAUGUUGAUGAAUGCAGUGAAGGACUACGUCAAUGUGAUGCAAGCAAACAUCUAAUCUGUGUCAACACUAAAGGAAAUUCUACAUGUGAAUGUCAGUCAGGUUAUGCCUGGUUUCCAGAGAGUAAUGACUGCAUUGUGCCAUACUUUCCAUUCGGAGCUGAAUCGAAUGAUAAUCUUUUAAAUUUCUCCAAUUCGAACAAGUUAUUGAGCAAUGAAAAUGUUUUUGUUAGUCAGCCAAUUUCCCUUAGCUCUGGUGUGGCAUUUGGGAAUUCUUAUCCAAUCACAGCUCAGAUAUUAACCAGUGGGGCGAUUGUAUUUGAUGACGGAAAUGAGCAAGUUACUGGGACUCCAGACUUAAAGUUUGCUUUUCUCCAGCGAGACAAAAUUAUAGCCCCAUAUUGGAGUGAUAUUGAUCCCAACUCAGGUCAAGUUUUUUAUCACCUGUAUGAAAGAUGUGGCUCAUCUGUGUUUAUGGGAAAACCUGAUGCAACACCUUCACAGCUUGUAUCCUCAGUCAUGAGACGUGCUGAAACAGACAUAGCAAAAUUUCAUCAUUUCAGCGGUUUUACAGCAAAUGUUGUGCUGGUUGCUACAUGGGUUUCUGUCAGUCCUUUAUCAGAUGCAAACGUAACAGAUAAAGAACAUAAUAAUACAUUUCAAGCUGUUUUUGUCAGUGGAUGGAAAACAGAUACCUUAUAUGAACAGAGCCUUGCAGAGACCUCAUAUGUGAUAUAUAUUUACCAAAAACCUAAAAUGAAGUGGCGCUAUGUCCGAGGUAGAAUCAUUCAGAUUGGUUUCACAAACGGCCAGGAACUUAAAGCACUUCCAAAUACUAAUUCAAGAGUUGUCACCCUUUUGGGUAACUACAAAUGGAACACUGACUACGAAGGUGUCGUGUCCUAUGAAACUGGAAGUGUGAGCAGCCCAGCACAGAGCUGCCACAGGUACAUCUGUGACAAUGUAGGACUCCUGCAGGACCCUGUUUAUCAGAAGGACAAGAAGGCUCUGUAUUAAUGUCCUUGCAGCAUCGAUAAACUUGGCCACCAAUGGCUGUAUGUUGAAUCAAGGGGAACAAACAAGGAUAUUAAAUGCUAUGCAAUCAGCUAUGCUGCCAAAAAUCGUUUUUUACCAGGCAAUAAAAGAAAUAAGCUAUGUUGCUAUAAAACAUUAACUCCAAAGUGCAGUAAUGACUGGCAGACAGCAGAAAAACUAAAGCAACAAUCUUCUUAUGUUCUGGCCUCUCCUGACUCAGGUCAUGUACUCAUCACUGACCCCUUUAACAACAGACAAGCUUUAGCAAACAUGGAAGCUCAUAAAAUUUGUUGCGCCAGUUCAAGUCAAAGCCUGUGUGAGAAGUUUGAACAGAUUUUUCCUGAGAUGGGAUGUUCACCUAUAGCUGUUUUUC
Physella acuta is the source of this 2515-nucleotide messenger RNA. RefSeq names its product multiple epidermal growth factor-like domains protein 10. Gene Ontology annotation, biological process: cell-matrix adhesion. Lineage: Eukaryota; Metazoa; Mollusca; Gastropoda; Physidae. Gene Ontology annotation, molecular function: scavenger receptor activity; calcium ion binding. The record is from RefSeq and is a predicted model, not a curated record.